CUCAGAGUCAACGUCCUCAAAAUAUGCAGGUGAGGCCAAGUGACUUAGCAUCAAAACAAGGCCUGCUGGGACACACUUGCUUGCCAGUCAGGAAACAUCUUUAUUUUACACUGUUUGCUUGUGUCAAAGGUCAAGACCUCCAAAUCCACCUUCACUCCUGAAGAGCUCCUCCAUCUUCCUCAGCCUCCUCUGUACCCUCCUCCACCUGUCCAUCAGUAGUCAUGAACUGGUCGGCUCUAGAGGCGCUCCUCAGUGGGGUCAACAAAUACUCCACCGUGUUCGGCCGCGUCUGGCUGUCCAUGGUCUUUGUCUUCAGGGUGAUGGUGUUCGUGGUGGCAGCACAGCGGGUGUGGGGAGAUGAGAGCAAGGACUUUGUCUGCAACACAGCACAGCCAGGGUGCAACAACGUGUGCUACGACUACAUCUUCCCCAUCUCCCACAUCCGCCUGUGGGCCCUGCAGCUCAUCUUCGUCACCUGUCCGUCACUGAUGGUGGUCGGGCACGUCAAGUAUCGGGAGAAGAAGGAUAUGCAGUACAACGCCUCUCACAAGGGCGCCCAUCUCUAUGCCAACCCUGGGAAGAAACGGGGGGGGCUGUGGUGGACGUAUCUGGCGAGUCUGGUUUUCAAGGCAGGCUUUGAUGCCGGCUUCCUCUACAUCCUGUACUACGUCUAUGAAGGCUACGACAUGCCCCGCCUGUCCAAGUGCUCUCUGGAGCCAUGCCCCAACAUAGUGGACUGCUACAUAUCGCGUCCCACCGAGAAAAAGAUCUUCACCCUCUUCAUGGUGGUCUCUUCUGCUGUCUGCAUCUUCAUGUGUAUCUGUGAGAUGGUUUAUCUCAUCUGCAAACGCAUCCAGAAACUCAUAAGGAGGAAGGCUGAAGCAGAUAGGAAGAUGUUCGCUGAGACUCACGAGAUGGCACCGCUGUCAAAGCCCAGGUCAGAGAUGAGGUCCAAAACGUCAAUCAGAGUGGAUCCUACAGUAUCUAUUCAGAACCUCAGUAACAUCAAAGCUGAGGAGGGGUCAUCUGAGAAAAAAUAAUGCACACCAAGGCAGCAGCUAUGCUGAAAAACUGAUUAAAGUACUUAAGGUGCCAGAAUACAUGGAAAACUGCAGCUGAACACCAAAGAGAUGUCCACCGAUUCAAGGAUUUCUGAGGCAGCGGUUUAUAAAUAUUAUCAGGUUAAAUUACUUUUUGAAGGAAAGCACAAAUUAACUCCCCAAAAAGGAGGAUUACAAAGGAUGUUAAAGGGAUAUUUUUUUAGUCUUGGUUUGUAUGUGUGUGUGUGUGUGUGUGUGAACAUGUGUAUAAGCGCAUGGAUGUGUGCAUGUCUGUUUUUUGUGUAUUAUUAUUGGCCAGUAGAAAGCUUAAGCCAUUCAAAUCAGGUACUUUGUAAAUAAGAUACGCCUUUAUUAGUCCCACAAUGGGGAAACUGCAUGAAUAAAACUGUCAGUAUAAAAUGCUGAAAGACCCCAAGUGAUGUCAUUACAGAGUAAACCCUUUCCCUGAACAUACACACUGCCCCCUAAUGAAUAAAAGACGAUAAAGCACACAGAGCAUUUCAUUUAGGGGCGACACAAUAAGCUGCAGAAAUCAGCUGAUGGGUUUUAGUUCUCAGAUAUGGAAAUGUAGUAGGAAUGCUCUUUAUUAUGCUCUUCAAGAGGUACUCUGGCCCUUGUUGACAUUUUUCCCCUCAUACUAUUACUGUUACUAUUAAAUUGUGAUUUUUUAAUGAAUAUUCCCAUACAUGCACUAAUUCAUAUUACUUAAAAAAUGACACCAAAUGUGUUUUUAUACCCAUAAAUUAGGCUUUGCUUUUCCUUUUGUUGAAAAAGAAUGAAGUAAGAUUCUAGAGGAUGUAUUUGGUUUUACAUUUUGUAUUUAUUGUUGUGAUCUAUAAAGUUAUUUCACCGUUAAAA
Toxotes jaculatrix (banded archerfish) is the source of this 1919-nucleotide messenger RNA. It is a transcript of the gene gjb9b, whose product is annotated as gap junction protein beta 9b. The coding region runs from base 222 to 1040 and encodes 272 amino acids. Gene Ontology annotation, cellular component: connexin complex. Gene Ontology annotation, biological process: cell communication. The transcript is spliced from 3 exons. NCBI's taxonomy places the organism in Eukaryota, Metazoa, Chordata, Actinopteri, Toxotidae. The record is from RefSeq and is a predicted model, not a curated record.